This is a messenger RNA of Drosophila subobscura, 921 nucleotides long. RefSeq lists its product as uncharacterized. Lineage: Eukaryota; Metazoa; Arthropoda; Insecta; Diptera; Drosophilidae. Bases 144 to 605 code for a protein of 153 amino acids. The transcript has 3 exons. The record is from RefSeq and is a predicted model, not a curated record.
UUGUAAAGCACACGCGGCUUCUAAUUUGUUGCUUUGGGAGUGGUUUUUUUGUUUGUCAAUUAUUCAUCUUUAUUUACCGCAUUUGUUAUCUGCGGCUGCUGUUUAUCCACGCCACUGCGACUGAGAUUGGAUAACGGACCACAAUGAAAUCCUGGGAGAUUGCCGUGCUGGCGCUAGCAGCUGUUUAUCUGUGCACGCAAGUGAGCUUUGUGUCUGGCCUGGAGUGUUAUGUGUGCUCCAACCAGACGGGCAAUACGGAAAAGUGCCUCAACACGAUCAAGACCUGCGAACCCUUUGAGAAUGUUUGUGGCACGGAGAUUCGCUGGGGCAGCCAGCCCUACUUCUCGGAGGGCGCCCUGAAGCAAUAUUACGUGUCGAAGCGCUGCAUGACCAAGGAGCAGUGUCAGUCCAAGCGCAAGCGCUAUAUGCAGCUGUACUGCACGCACAUCUGGUACGAGGAUUGGGCGUGCAAUGAGUGCUGCCCGGGCGAUCGCUGCAACUAUUUUGUGAUUAGUGGCGCUCCAGCUGUACAACGACAAACCCUAGGAUUAACACUGCUAAUGACGCUGCUGGGCCUGGGCUCUUGGCUCAUUUCGCGCUCUUAGCUAACAACAAGGAAACUCUUAUACAAAUCGCAUUCCAAUUGUUCCAACCUACUUCAGGUAGAACUGUAAACGUUUGCCGUCCAUUUAUUUAGUAGAUUUGUAAAAGUGCCUUUGACUCAACAAGAGGGAAACGAUUUCCCCAACGUAUAUUUUACACAUUUUAUAGAAAACUCCCAAAGGAUUGGUUCAAGAUUUGUUCAGUAUAAACAAGACAAGAUUUUGAUUUAGGAACAGCGCCCUGGCACUGUUAAAGCAUUCCAUAAAGUUCAAACGAAGCUAAACUCGAAUAGAUUCUUAUUAAACCUUACUUUAACCA